Molecule: messenger RNA, 1604 nt
Organism: Nerophis lumbriciformis (worm pipefish)
Lineage: Eukaryota; Metazoa; Chordata; Actinopteri; Syngnathiformes; Syngnathidae
Source: RefSeq, a predicted model, not a curated record
AAGAGGUGAGCAGGUGUUAGGGCAUUACAUUUGUCUUCAGUCAUGUCAUGUUAUCAUCAAAUAGUGUAUUAAUAUUGCUGAAAGUGAAUAUUUAAGGACUAUAAUGGACUACCAACACAUCUUUUUCAUUUUUACUUGCAGUUUAGUUUCUGCACGGGAUGUGAAAUAUGUACUGAAGGGUCAGGAGAUAACCUUGGGACCUUCAAGUUAUCGACAGCCAACUGAAAUAUACUGGACACAUCAUGUCUACGACAUUGUAUCUUUUGAUGGCACCAUGGAGACUGUGGCCCCUGCAUAUGAGAACAAAAUCCUUCUGGACAGGAACUCUGCAGUACUCACCAUCAAACAGGCCACUUAUGAAGACAGUGGAAACUAUGACCAGGAAGUCACAGUCAACAAGAAGGUCUAUCACAAUGCGUAUAAAAUUGAGGUUAUAGGCAAAUUAACUGUUGCUGAAAUUGUUGUCAUCAUGACUUCUAUGGUUGUGUUUAUUGGGCUCUGCAUCUUUUUGGGAUUCUACAUAAAAUGUCAAGAACGCCGUAAAAGAGAAGCAUAUCAAGAAUAUUUACAAAGUAAAAAGAGAAGGAUGGAGUUAUACAACAUGAAGAAUUCCAACAGGUUAUGGUUUUUGGAGUCAUAUGAGGAGGAACUGAAGCCGUAUGGUAUUACAAUUAGUGCCUGCACUGACAUAUUUAGUGGCACCAUAUUGUGGAUUGAAGCACACAAUAAUGACGGUGAUCCUGCAGUAUUUCUCAACCACUUCCUGGACACAGUGACUCGUAUUGGAGGUUGUCCACAGCGACUGCUGUUCAAACCAAGUAGAGAAAAUAGACACAUCAUAACAGCACAAACUUUCCUGCGUAGGAAUCAUACAGACUGUUAUGCUGGGGAGGACAGUGUGAUGGAGGAAUUCAGCGUGAGACGUCGCAGGUGGUUACACACAGGGAUGCCAUGGAAGUCCUGUUUUGCAGAUCUCAGAGAAUUAGGACAUUUCACAGGAAAAGAUUCGGACAAGAAGCUCAUACAGUUCUGCUUCCUCCACAUCAUCCAGGAUCAGCUGAAGGAGUUUGUUGGAGAAUUCAAUAGGAACAUACUCACGUCACAACGUGAUGGACCAGCAGAGGACAAACUCCAAACUGUUCUCCCAGAGGAUAUUGAUGAGUGCAGGAGGUGGUGGUGUACCCCAAGAGGGAGGUACCCCUGUGAUGAAACACUCUUCAAGCGCUGGGAGCUCAUUAGGACUGAAAAUGGUUGGGAAGCUCCAGUGGACGAAUGUACAGCUCGAAAACUGUAUUUAGAUUUAAGAAAGAAGACUUAUGAAGAUGAUGAAGUUGUGAUGGAAACAUGUAAUGAUGAGGAAGAACAGGCGGCAGGUUUGUUAGAAUAAGGAAGCUAACCCACAUGAAUGAUUUUAUCAAAUGAUCCAUCCAUUUUCUACAGGUUGUAACAUGGCAUGUAACCAAAUAUUAACAUUGCUAUAUGUAUACUUUACUAGUUCAUUAAAUGUGUGAAUAUAGAUUGUAAAACACUUUAUAGUUUUCAACUCUCAGUGAACACUUGAGUCAAAUUUCCAGGUCCCAUUUGCUUUUAUUUUGAAGUAACAU